AAGUUCAAUCAUUGCACGGUUCAUCCGCGGAUCAAAGCUGAUCAAAGCAAAAACAUGGCCGAAGCCGUUGUCGACGGGGUUCCUGCAAUUUCACGUUUUUAUUGUCACAAAUGUUCCGUUGAAAUUGAACGUUUAUUACCAGAUUAUACAUGUCCAAAUUGUUCAAGUGGAUUUAUAGAAAAAUUAGAAAAUGAAGAAGAAGAUCAAGAUCUUGGUUCCGACUUGAAUGCUGAGGAUUUUAAUGACUUUACUGAUUUCGAGCAAUCUUUUAUGGAUUUACCUGAUAUUCCUGAGCUGUCAGUAUCUGGUGGUGAUGGAAGUACAAGAAGACGAGGAAGACAACAACGUGAUGCAGUUCAAAAUAGAUAUGGACUUCCAAAUUCAAGACAAAGAAGACGAAUAUCAUCAUAUGAAAAUUUAUUUCAUGAUUUUCUUUUCAAUUUAUCAACAAUUGGUAUUCCACGUCAAAUGCAAACUGGACAAACAGCUGUUCCAAAUUUCAGUUUAUUUUUGGGUAACCCUGGUGAUUAUGUUUGGGGAAGAGAUGGCCUGGACACAAUUGUAACUCAGCUGUUAAAUCAAAUGGAUGGAAGUGGUCCACCACCAUUAUCACGUGAACAAAUUGAUAAUAUUUCAACAACUCCAGUAUCACAAUCACAAAUUGACUGUAAAUUACAAUGUUCAAUUUGUUGGGAAGAUUUUACACUAUCUGAGUAUGUCAGGCAAUUACCCUGCAAACAUAUGUAUCAUUCACCUUGCAUUGUUCCUUGGCUUGAAUUGCAUGGAACGUGUCCAAUUUGUCGACAAAGUUUGGGUGAUCAAACUUCAGCUGAAGCUAAUCAAGAUGAAGUUGGACCCAGUUUAGCUGCACUUUUUCGGGCUGCAAAUCAGUUCACAUCUACCUCAACUUCUACAAGUACUAAUUCGUCGAACACUGAUCCAUCCAACGAAAUGUGAAAAAAACUAUAAAAUAGAAGAAAAAAAAGAAAAGAAAAGAAGGAAUAAUUCAGAUGAUAAUAAUAAAAUAAAAACAAAAAUGAAAAAUAAUCUGUACAGUUUGCUGUUUCUUCGGUAAAAGGUUUACACGUUUUAUUAUUUUUUUUUUAAUUUAUCUUUUUACACUAGUUUUUUGUUUUUUCUUGCACUUUCGUAUUAUUCGUGUAAAGAUAUUUAAAAUUCAUGGUUUUAUAUGGUAGAUAUUCAGCAAAAUAAUUGAGCUAUUUAAAUUCAAUUAUUUAAUUUUUUUGUAACAAAAAAAAAAACCAAUGACACACUAUUUAUUCAUUCUAAUAACUAAUCAGAAAAAAUAGCAAAUGAUUAUUUAGAAAUCCAUUUUUUUUUUUUUUAUAUACAUAGAAUUUUUAAUGAUAAUUAUUUUAUUAGAUUUUUUUUUUUUUUUUAGUAAAUCAAUGACAAAGAAAACAAAAUUACUUCAUGAGUUUUUCAGUGUUGAGAAUAAUUUCCAAUUGCUAAGUAAAAAAAAAAUUUAUAAAUAUUUUCCUAAUAGUUGAAAUUAAAAUAAUUUUAAAAAAACAUUAAACUCUUGUCAAAAUAAUAAAUUGCAAUAUUUUUAAAAUAGUUUUAAAAUGUUGCAGAUGAUUUAAAUUAAAAAUGGAAAUAAAUACAAAAUCCGAAAGAAAUACAUAAAUGGAAAACGAAAAAUAAAAUGAAAAGAAUUUUUAAAAAUCAUCUACUGUUAAUAUUAAUAAAUAAAUAAUUAAUUAUUAUCUUGCUUUCUAGUUUAUAAGUGUGUAAAUUAGUCGAGUAAAAAUAAUAAUAACAACAAAAGCAAAAAGUUUAAAAAAUAAAUAAGCCAUAUAUUUAUUUGUUAAUUUAAAAAAAAAAACCACAAGAUUUCUUUAUUAUCAUUUGAUUUUUCAUGUUUUCUUUUUGUCAAUAUUUUUCAUGUGAGGCAAUGCAAGUUCACUUACAAAUACGUGAUACAAAUAAAGAAAAAAAUUUAAUAUAUAAAUAAAAAAAAAAGAAAAUUAAAAAACAUACAAGUUAGAAAUAUUUUGUAUAAUUUUUUUUUCAUUUACUUUUUCUUUUCUUAUUUAAUAUUCAAUUAUACAUUUCGAUUCGAAAUGGUAUUGUGAAUAAAAUAAUGAUUUGUACCAUCAAUACUAGUUUAUUAUUCCAAUAACAUGUUGGUGGAUGAAUCAACAUAUCAGUUGUAUCGAAACCCUUUGAACUCAUCGAACAAAAAAAAUAAUAAAAUAAGAAAACAAACGUAUAGAAAAUUUUGUUUUUGUAAUUUUUAAAAUGUG
Aphidius gifuensis is the source of this 2267-nucleotide messenger RNA. RefSeq names its product E3 ubiquitin-protein ligase Iruka (gene Iru). The record is from RefSeq and is a predicted model, not a curated record. NCBI's taxonomy places the organism in Eukaryota, Metazoa, Arthropoda, Insecta, Hymenoptera, Braconidae. Gene Ontology annotation, biological process: protein ubiquitination; positive regulation of DNA-templated transcription; ubiquitin-dependent protein catabolic process. Gene Ontology annotation, cellular component: nucleoplasm; cytoplasm. Gene Ontology annotation, molecular function: ubiquitin protein ligase activity. The transcript is spliced from 8 exons. The coding region runs from base 55 to 957 and encodes 300 amino acids.